Messenger RNA from Suncus etruscus (white-toothed pygmy shrew), 1827 nucleotides. It is a transcript of the gene DCLRE1B, whose product is annotated as DNA cross-link repair 1B. NCBI's taxonomy places the organism in Eukaryota, Metazoa, Chordata, Mammalia, Eulipotyphla, Soricidae. Bases 65 to 1714 code for a protein of 549 amino acids. The record is from RefSeq and is a predicted model, not a curated record. Gene Ontology annotation, molecular function: 5'-3' DNA exonuclease activity; damaged DNA binding. Gene Ontology annotation, biological process: protection from non-homologous end joining at telomere; double-strand break repair via nonhomologous end joining; interstrand cross-link repair. The transcript has 4 exons.
CUCACUGAGCCAUUGACCUAAUGUCGGAGCCUUGUACUACGAGUCCUACGACCCCGCUGUCAACAUGAACGGGGUCCUGAUCCCGCACACGCCCAUCGCAGUGGACUUCUGGAGCCUGCGCCGGGCCGGAUCGGCUCGGCUCUUCUUCUUGACCCACAUGCAUUCGGAUCACACGGUGGGCCUGUCCAGCACCUGGGCCAGGCCUCUCUAUUGCUCCCCAAUCAGUGCUCACCUCUUGCAUCGACACCUGCAGGUCUCCAAACAGUGGAUUCACGCCCUGGAGGUUGGUGAGAGUCAUGUCCUGCCUCUAGAUGAAUUGGGCCGAGAGACCAUGACUGUCACCCUCAUGGAUGCCAAUCACUGCCCAGGUUCUGUCAUGUUUCUCUUUGAGGGCUACUUUGGAACCAUCCUUUAUACAGGUGAUUUCCGGUAUACGCCAUCCAUGCUCAAGGAGCCAGCACUGGCAGUGGGGAAACAGAUUGAUAUUUUAUAUCUAGACAACACCAAUUGCAACCCAGCCCUGGUUCUGCCAUCCCAAGAAGAAGCUGCCCACCAGAUUGUCGAACUAAUUCGAAAGCACCCACGGCAUACUGUAAAGAUUGGGCUCUAUAGCCUGGGGAAAGAAGUGCUGCUUGAACGCCUGGCCUUCGAGUUCCAAACCUGGGUGGUGUUGACCCCUCGGCGUCUGGAGGUGGUACAACUGCUGGGCCUGGCCAAUGUGUUCACCGCGGAGCCAGAGGCAGGCCGCAUCCAUGCUGUGGACCACAUGGACAUAAACCACUCAACCAUGCUCUGCUGGAACCAUAUCCACCCCACCAUUGCCAUCCUUCCCACCAGUCGCAAGAUCCGCCGUUCGCACCCCGAUAUCCACGUCGUCCCUUACUCUGACCAUUCUUCCUACUCGGAACUCCAUGCCUUUGUCACGGCCUUGAAGCCCAGUCGAGUAGUACCCAUUGUGCAGCGACAGCCCUUUCAGGAUUACUUCAGCGACAGCCUGAGCCCCAAGUUCUCGGUCCCUCAGAUUCCUGACUCUGUGCUGCAAUGCAUGAGUUCCUCCUCUUCCCAGAAACCAGACUUCCUCUGCUCCUGGUUAGAAAAGAGGCUGAAGAGGCCAAGGACUCCCGGGGUCAUAUUUGAGUCCCUGGAGGAAGCUGCUGAACAAUCUGAAACCCACAACAACCCCCAGGAGGCCAAAACUGUGCAGAAGAACUUCUGUGAGUACCUAGAAAUGCAGUUCUCCUUUCUUCCCAGGCAAAUCCAGAAGCAAGUGUCAUCCAACUGCUGCAACAGAGAAUUAGGGGAUGCCCCUCCUUCUUCCAAAUGCCAGAAAAUAAGUUCUGUCCGGAUUUCCCCCUUGGUACAGGACGUUUCGGAACACAUCAAGUCUACAGAUGAGGGAUUGGGCACUCUGGAAACCAAAGAGGAAACUAGUGCUAAACCUCCCUUGGGAUUUAGGGGAGACAUUGAUGGCCCUGGAGUCUCAAGAAGCCAUAGAGCUUGGUUGGGCCAGAAUUCUUGGCUAUUUCAUGAAAAGUGUGCCCCUGUUCUGAGUUCUGAGUUCCAGGGCCUGGCAUUGAAAUACCUCCUGACUCCAGCGAAUGAUUUCCAGGCAAGGUUCUGUUCCAGGGAGUUUGACCAGCAAGUUCAAAAGUACCAUGAAUCUUUGCUGAAGUGCAGCCAAGAGAGAACUGAACUGACAUCUUGUUUGACUUAACACUGCACUAUGGGAGAGAAUGACUGAUGGCUGAUCAGUGGUUUUGUUGGGGGCUUUACAUUCCUGUCUUUUUAAUUUUCUCAUGGGCUCAUCCCAGCUUCAUUCAUUCAUUC